AUGGAUCCGAGAUUUCUUUGGCUUCGUCAGAAGCUCUCUCACUUCUUUGGCGUUUAUGAUUAUGAGCGCAUUGACAUUCUCCUAAAUGACAAUUUUGAGGGUAUCACAGAAUUUUUUGAAGCGGAAAUUGAUGGUGCAUCGAGUACGGAAAAGAGAGUCAUAUUUAUUUAUCGUACCUUCUAUAACCGCCUCGUUGAGACGGAAAUCACAGUUCUCGAAGAAGUACCGCAUGUUCAGACACCGGAACCUGAACCAGUUAGGGAGAAGAAACGCAAAGGCAAAGGGAAGGAGAAAAAGGGAAAAGAUCUGAAAGAGGAGGAUGCAGAAGUGAAACUUGAUCAUGAUUAUUUAUUAGAUCGACCAGAUGCUGCAAAAUUAUCUGAGAAAGAUGUGGAUGUUGGUACAUAUCUCGAAUUUGCAGCUGAAUUGGAGGAGGAAGUAACUGCAGAGCCAGAAGUGGAUUAUGUGGAGGUGAAGAAAAUUAUCCAGAAUUACGUGAAGACGCCGAUUCUCAAUUGCCACUUUGGUCGAAUUCCACAAGAAUCCUUCGACAGAGCUAUCAAUUACGUCUUCCUAAUCCGCAAGAACCCCUUCCCAGUUGUGCGAAAUCUUCUCGUGAAUAUUUUUCACGGAACGGCAAAUUAUCAUUUCCGCGAACCAAAGCUGGAGCAUCGUUCCACCAUUGAGGAUUCGCAGGAGGGUGACACAGAGAAAAUAUUGCCAGAUGGUGGCGAAGAAGAUGAGCAGGAAGAGAAAUUGGACCUGACGAGGCCCUCAGAGUACUGGAAUGUUGCAAUCACAGCAAAGCGAGCAGGAUUCUGCGCCAGCGGUGAUGACAGUCACUUGGAGUCUACGAGAAAAUUGUCCCUAACACCGCAGGUGAUGCCUCAAGCUCUGCUGGUGGUGGAGGCGAAAAAGCCAGAAGGGGAGGAGAACGCUGAGCCACUUGUUCGUAAGAUGCUCCUGAAUAGCAUUGAGAUUAUGGACAAACAACUAGAGUGGACAAUCUCGUGUGUCACAUCACACUUUACCCUCCCGACGGCGUACAAUCAAGCUGGGCAAGAGUACAUAACAUUCGAUGAGGACAAAAUAAAAAUUGCCAUUGAUCCGGAAAAUUGCAAUUUGGACAAUUACACCCAGCUGCAACUCGAGGAUGUUGUCAAUGGGUGGAUGAGAUAUACCAACAAGUUUAUAAAGAUGUAUAGCGAAAAGGAGCCAGACACUUUCAGUCCAAUUGCUGAGUACGAUCUGUGGAGGGAGCGGGAGAAGGAAUUCAACAAUCUCCUCGAGCAACUCAAUCACACUUUUGUUGCUUCUGUUCUUGCUAAACUCAAUGAAUUUAAAUCAGACAUCGAGAAUUUAUGGUCACCAUGCUUGGAGUCCCUCAAAACUUCAUAUUUUCUGGCAAGAGAAAAUUCAGAAUAUCUUAGUACACUUCAAAAAUAUCUCUUGACGAUUAAGACGAGUGAAAAUUUUCAACUUAUUCACACACUACUGCCAAAUUUAAUGCUGGCUCUUCGCCAUAUAUGGACAAUGUCCAGCUACUAUGGGCAGGAUGACAACAUGCGGGUUCUUCUGCAGAAAAUCUCCUUUGUGUUCACGGAGAAAAUCAAAGAUAUUAUGUCACUAAAGAAAUUAUUUGCAAACUCGGCUGUAUACAUUAACGAUCAAGCUACACAAUCAGCAAAUUUGCUACAGUCCUGGAAGAAAGCCUACAUUGAUACGAGAACAUUCAUUGAGGUGUCAAACAUAAGUUCUCGGUGGGAAUUUGACCGGAAUCUGCUGUUCCAAGAUGUCGAUCAUAUUGCUCAUAUCAGUCAGGACAUUGCGGAAAUUUCUCAGAUAUUUAUUGAAUUUGAAAAUAUGUUUAAUGCUAGACUCAAAUCAAUAAUUACCGACCCCGAGGAAGUAGAUAACAUCAUGAAGCGUGUCUACAGUCUCGUAGAUUUGAUUGUUCAGAUCGACUACGAUGUCUUUCGCAGUGGCAAUCUUGAGAACUGGAUGGCAACGUUGGAUUUGUUCAAAAGAAAAAUUCAAAUGUGCGAAACACAGGGAAAGUUUGUUCUCGACAACUGCAUCGAAUCGUUGCGUUCUGCUGAAUAUGGUUUAGAACUCAUUGCAGAUCUUCCGGUAAUCAAUACACGUCAAAUAUUCACUGAACAUAUGCAGCGGAAGUACGAGAGUGUGCUGAAAAAAUUCCUCACGGAAAUUACUCUUGUUGAAAAUGAAUUUAUGAAAAAUAUAACGAGUCCACCCCUCCUUCGGGAGCAACCACAUUGUGCGGGCACAAUAAUCUGGGAGAGAUUGCUAUAUCAACACUUGCGGAAAUCCGUCGUGGCUUUUCAACUGAUUGAGGGUGAUCCCAAAGUGGCAAAGACAUAUUUAAGCCAAAUUGCAAUGACACAGUACUUCGAUCUUACGCAGAAAAUGCUCAACUAUGAGAAGGAAUUCUUCAAGGAAUUCGAACAUAGAGCCAUCUACACCGUCAAUAGAGUUCUGCAAGGAAAUAUUCUAAGAUUGGAGUUUAUUGAUUCAAGUCAAUUUUCCCUUAGUACGAUCAAUAAACUCGAUGAGAGACAUACAUUUGCUUUGAAAAAGCGACGAGUGAUUAAUACAAAGUCAAAGGCAGUUCGAAAAUUCAUUUCAACAGCAAAUACCCUAAAAUGGCUGUUUUGUCGCCCUAAAGCUUCAAAUUUGGAUUUAGCAAAAGCCAAUGAAUACAUUAGGGGAAUGAGUAAAGAUGCUAAAUACCAUCGGCAAGUAAAAGAGGCGAAGUUUCUAAUAGCUGCAACGAAUCAAGUAAAAAUUCCAACAUGGACCGAAGUAAUUGGGAGUGAGAUACUCAUAAAAUUUAAUGUGAAAUUCGCAGUGAAUUUUUCACAUGACAUUUUCAACGUUAUUGCUGAGGGACAUCAAUUUGAAUACUUAGACUAUAAAAUGAAGCCAGUAAUACGAAUGGCAAUUAUGCGCAAAGACACCCUAUAUCUCGAUUUGAUCGCCGUCAGGGGAAUUAUUAGGAAGUACAAUGAAAUCAUUGAAAAACUCUCAAUAGCCGAGAUAUUUUUCCUGAAGGAUCUCCUGCAUGAAAUAGAAUCAAUUAUUCAAGCUGGACUUGGCAGAUAUACGUGGCAAGCAUUUAAUAUUACUACUUUCUGCGAGAGAUGUAAAAUGCUUUUGAAGCACUUGUCGGCGGUAGUUCUUCAAAUUCAAUAUAUUGCCAAUGAUGUGAAGCAACGUGUAUCGCGAAUUGAGAAUUUUUCCCUUAUGAUCCUGGGGAAUGAGAUAUUUGGACGUGGUGAGGCAGGGCAGGAAUUGAGAAAGAGUUCAUUACGGAAGCAAAGUAAGGAGUUUACCACUAGUAAAUCAUCAAAACGUGACUCACGUGUAACGAUUGUGGAACCAAAUUCAAUUUUGCCCUGUCACGAGUAUUUUCGUGAGCUCAAUAAUCGACGAAAUGAAAAAAUGAAUGUACUACAGCGGCAGUAUGAAUCAAUUGGGCCGCAAUUGAUUAAGCUGGAAUCCCUAGUGCUUGGCACCUAUACAGGUGAAUCGGAGAAAAUGGGUGAAUACUAUGAGCACUGGCAGCGUGAGAUAUUCCAUGCUCUGGCAAAAUUCACUCAAAAUAAUCUCAAUCAAUUUGUUGGGGUGCUCCGUGAUGAGCCCAUCUUUCAAGUGGAUGCCACCCUAUCAAUAACUGAAAUUAUAUUGCGACCCACUGCAAAGGAAAUCUACAACAUUGUCCUGCAUUCAGCCAAUGAUUUUCUCAAUCGCACAAAGACAUUUACGAGAUGGAUGCAAGGAACCUGCAUCCCAUGUACAUACCGCGUCAAAGUGGAGCACAUCGCCAUGGGGGUAGAUAGCACCGAUGCACACCACGAUGCACCCCCGAGUGUUUCCUUCUUUGAGGACAUCAUUCUCAAUCCCUCCAUUGGGCAUGCAAUCAAACAAAUUGAAACUAUCAUUGCUCAAUCAAUUGCAGACAUAAGGAAGUAUUUAACACGUUGGAAAAAAUACAAAAGUUUGUGGAUGUUUGAUAAAGCAGCAAUAUGUGAGAAGUUUUUAAACAAAGGGAUGCCUUUGAUUCGAUUAGACGAGAAAUUUCUCUUCUACAUGCAAAUUGUGUCGGAUCUUGCAAAGCAUAAACCCCAUUACGACGUUAAAGCGAUUAGGAUUAACCUUCGACCAUUAAUUGAGAGCGUAAAGACUCAUGCAAUCGAAUGGAAAAAUACACUUGGAAACAUUUUGGCUGAACGCACACGGAAUAAUAUGUUUCAACUGAGGAAUCAAAUUAAGAUUCUUAAGCGAGAUUUAGAUCGCAAUAUAAAUGGUUUGGUGGAUUUUAAGACUGUAAUGCAGACAAUUAGUACCAUUCAGUCAACAACGCUAACUGUGGAAAUUCAAGUGAAGGAAAUGCAGGAAAUCUUCAGCAUUCUCGAGGAGCACUGCAUUAGGUUUUCCUUCACAGAUAUGCUAAUGUCGUAUGAAUUGGAGAAAAGGUGGAAAAAACUAUAUAAAUCAUCACUGUAUCGUUCAGCUACGUUAGAAGUGGUUAAAACGAAGUUUGCAUCACUAACAUCCGUGGAAAUUAGUUCAUUCACGCUAAAUUUGGAUGAAUUCAUUAAAAAGUUUAACGACAUGGGGCCAGGAUCUGUUGGUGACGACAUGAAUCGGGGACUCGACUUGAUGGAUACAUUUGACUCACUCUUUGAUACGUAUGAAGCACAAAGACUCGAUCUAGUGAAUGCAGAAAAACUUUUCGAUAUGCCACUAACAGAUUACACGGGGUUUUUACGUACGAAAAAGGAUUUUGAAAAUUUGAAAAUGAUCUACAAACUCUACCGUCAACAGAGGAAUGCAAAGGAGAAUUGGUCGAAAACAAUGUGGGUCCACAUGAAUCCCAAUACAUUGACGAAUGGUAUGGAAAAUUAUAUGCAUGAAUUUCGUCUGUGGCCAUUGCAUAUCCAGGAAAUUCCCGUGGCACAGACAUUGAAGCGUAAGAUGGAGCACUUUAAGGAGUCCAUCCCACUCAUGCUGGCACUCAAGAACGACGCUCUGAGACGACGGCACUGGGAGCGUCUUAUGACUGAGACAAAUUGCAUGUUUGACCAUGAAAGUGGGGAAAAAGUUCUCCUUGAGAGUAUCUUUGCUAUGAAAUUGUACAAGCACCGGGACACAGUCAAUGAAAUACUAACUACAGCAGUUAAGGAACUUUCCAUUGAGAAUGCAAUGAUCGUUAUUGAGACAACGUGGGAUGAGAUGACUUUUGCAGUUCUGGAGCACUUAAAGGAAGGCGAAAGAAGAGGCUUCAUACUCGGUAACAUUGACAACAUAACACAAGCCCUCGAGGAUAACUUUGUGAAAUUGCAAUCAAUGUCGUUUUCUCCUGUUAUUGGGCCAUUUCUGGAUGAUGUCAAAGAGUGGGAGAAGAAGUUAUCUCUGGUAUCUGAAAUUAUUGAUGCUUGGAUAAAUGUACAAGCUAAAUGGCUAUAUUUAGAAGGUAUCUUCAUUGGAACAAAUAUUAGAGAUGAAUUGACUAUUGAAGCGCAACAAUUCGAUAGUAUCGAUAGAGAAUACCGGGAGAUUAUGCAGCACUGCGCUAAAGAGCUGAAUGUGAUACCCGUGUGUAUGAUGCCAAAUCGAUUGGAAACAUUUAAGAGGCUCAGCAGUGGAAUGGAGAGAUGCCAGAAGGCACUGGAUGACUUUUUGGUGAAAAAGCGUCAAAUAUUCCCACGAUUCUAUUUUAUAUCAUCCGAUGAGCUACUAUCGAUUCUCGGGCGAACACGAGAAAAUCCGCUCACCAUUCAGAGCUACAUUAUAAAAAUGUUCGACAAUGUUAGGUCGCUGAAGACCUCCCAGAUGGAUGAUAUUAGUAGUCACCUUCCGCCCACCGCCCAGGGUGUAGAAUUGCAAAUGCCGAGGCCCACUAAGCUAAUGUCUGUGGUGGGUAUGAUAGCGGAGAAUGGAGAGCUACUAAACUUCCGAAAUGCUGUGCCGCUUAAUGGUGGUGCCGAAGAAUGGAUGAACGCUAUACUAAGUGAGAUGCAAUUGUCAAAUCGCUACGUAUCGAAGAAGGCAAUUUAUGACUUUGGCAUCCACAAAGAGUGCCCCAGGCUCUCCUGGAUCCAAUCCUAUCCCACAAUGGUUGUUGUUGUGGCGAAUCAAAUUUGGUGGACGGCACAAGUUGAGGAGGUCUUUGCCAAAAUUGAAGAAGGAAAUAGAGAUGCAAUGAAGGAAUAUUUGGAGACACAGAAUGCCCAACUGGAAUGCAUUGUGGCUGUGAUACGUGGUGAAUUGACACCGCGUGAGCGACAGAAGCUGAAAAUUCUCACGAUAAUUGAUAUCCAUGCCCGUGACACCAUCGAUGGCUUCGUACAGGAUUCCGUGUGCGACAGCCAGGAGUUUCGAUGGGAUCGCCAAUUGCGCUUCUACUGGCUCAAAGAGUUCGACAAUAUAGUGGUUGUCCAGUGCGGUGGUCGUUUCAUGUAUGGAUACGAGUAUGUUGGCCUGACUAGCCGAUUAGUAAUGACUCCACAGACAGAUCGGAUUUACUUGGCCAUCACACAGGCCCUUACGUUGAAUUUGAGCGUGGCACUAGAGGGUGGUGCUGGUACGGGGAAAACGGAAAUUAUCAAGGAUUUGGCGAAAACGAUGGCGUUGCUGUGUGUCGUAACAAAUUGUGGUCAUGGUCUCGAUUAUCCUGCAUUUACGGCAAUACUGUGUGGACUUGUACAGUGCGGUGUAUGGGGAUGCUUCGAUGAAUUCAAUCGCAUUGACAUCACACUAUUGAAUGUUAUAUCAACCCGACUGCAAGCAAUUAGAAGUGCAUUAGUUAUGAAGACCUUUCACAUGAUUUUUGAUGAUCGGGAAAUUCAAUUGGAUAGAAAAGUCGGGAUCUUUGUGACUAUUCACCCAGCAUAUUUGGGUCGAACUGAACUCUCGCAAUCAAUUAAGUCCUUUUUUCGUCCAAUAACGUGCUUGGCACCCGAUUACGAGGCAAUUUGCAUGAUUCUGCUCUUCUCAGAGGGCUUCACAGCGGCCAAAUUGUUGGCACGAAAAAUGACGACACUGUACAAGCUGGCAAAGAGUCAGCUGUCGCGUCAGAAUCACUACGACUGGGGCAUACGUUCCCUAAUGACCAUCCUUACCCAGGUGGGUGAGAUGAAGCGAAAUCAACCAGACGGAUGUGUUGAAUCGGCAAUUGUGGUUCGUGUACUGCGUGAUGUCAAUUUCAUUAAACUGAUUCCGGAUGAUGUGAGAAUUUUUCUCAAUUUAAUCAAAGAUCUAUUUCCGGGCGAAAGCAUGGAGGGUCACGGUGGUGACGCACAAAUCAACAAUGCCAUUGCAGAGAGCUAUCGGACACUCAGGUAUGCCACUGUGGGUGAACAGGAAAUUAAAGUACGGCAACUUUGGGAAACAAUCACAAGUCAUCAUACAGUAAUGCUUCUGGGUGGGACAGGGGGUGGGAAGAGUACGGUGCAGAGAAUCCUCUUGGAGGCACUCAAUUCCCACCUAAAUUGGAUCGUAAAGUCCAUUACGUUGAAUCCAAAGGCAUACUCCAUCGGUGAAUUGUAUGGGUAUUUUGCAUUGGACACCCACCGAUGGCACGAUGGUCUCAUCUCAAAGAUUUUUCGCGAGAUAAAUACCACAGUGGUGCGGGAGAAUGAGCGCAGAUUUAUCUGCUUCGACGGAGAUGUUGAUCCGCAUUGGAUAGAGAAUAUGAACAGCGUGCUGGAUAACAAUAAAUUACUUAUCCUCACAAAUGGUGAACGUAUACAGCUUCAGAAUCACUGUACGUUGCUCUUUGAAAUUGGUCAUCUAAAAUAUGCUAGCCCAGCAACAAUCUCACGUUGUGCUGUGAUUUAUAUUGAUCCUAUAAAUCUGGGCUUUGUGCCAUAUUGGCGGAAAUGGCUGGACGAAUAUGAAAAUAAUGGGGAAAAGCAACAAUUAAUAAAACUCUUUGACCGCUACAUCGUGCCAACACUGAAGAUUCUCACCCACUCAAUGCCCAACGACGACACCCAGGAGGAAACAACUCAUAUCUCAAUGGUCAUCGAGAGGAGUGCUCUGAGCCUGGUGAUACAAUUCUGUGACAUAUUUUCCACCUUCUGUCCCACCACUUCAUCUUACACCGCAGAUGUUCUUGAGUGUCACUUCAUAUGUUGCCUUUACCUCUCUCUCGGUGCCACAGUUGCUGAGGGUCAUCGAGAAAAAUUUGAUCAAUUUGUCAAAAUGAAAAUCAAUAGGACCACCAUCCUGGAUACAAAGGAAAAUCCCGCAAAUGCCACACAACUGCCCAUCAGUCGAAAAACCCUCUAUGAGUAUUUAUUUGAUCCUGAGAAAAAUUUAUGGAUAGCUUGGGAGUGGAUUGUCCCAGAUUCUCCAUCUCAGUUGGUCUGCACAAAAAGAUAUCAGGAUAUCCUAGUGCAAACUGCCGACACUAUUCAAAUUAAUUACCUCUUGAGACGCAUAAAUAAAAUUAAUCGACCGAUUGUGGUGAUUGGUGAUGUGGGAUCAGCAAAAACCACCCUCAUUAAUAAUUUCCUCAUGCAACAAAAUGGGAAGCAGAACGUGAAACUCAAUUUAAAUUUUUCAUAUCGAACCAAAUCAUUGGAUGUACAGAGUGCCAUUGAAGGGAUGAUAGAGAAACGCACAAAAUUCAUAUAUGGCCCGGCAAUGGGCAAACACGUAUCGGUGUUCAUUGAUGACAUGAAUAUGCCGCAUGUUGAUGAGUAUGGCACACAGGAACCAAUAGCUCUGCUGAAGCAGCUCCUCGAGUACGAAGGACUUUUUGAUCGCUCCAAUGAUCUUCGAUGGAAACUCAUUCGUGAUUUGAGCUUCUUUGCCGCGAUGGGUCGUCCUGGGGGUGGACGGAAUGACAUUGAUGGGAGAUUCCUUUCGAAAUUCUUUGUUCUCUACGUCCCACCACCCACCGAAAACACCCUCAGACAUAUUUACACCUCCAUCCUUCGGGGGCACUUUGCCGACUUCGCUCCAUCCAUUCAACUCAUCACUGACGUCAUUAUUCAAAUGACAGUGAAUCUCUUAAGGAUCAUUCGUCAUGAUUUACCUCCAACUCCAAGUCGCUUUCACUACAUUUUCAACAUGAAGGACUUGUCACGAAUAUGCGGUGGCAUUAUGCAAACACAUCCGGAUCUCUUUAAGGAUUCUCGACAAAUUCUCAGAUUGUGGCGCAAUGAAUUUUCUCGUGUCAUUUGCGAUCGUUUUAUAUCACGAGAGGAUUGGAAUUUAUUUGCAAAGCACCUCACCAAUGAAGUUGAACACCAUUUUCCGCCGUGUGAAAGUGCACCCGGUACAAGGCGAGAGGUUGAUGGUAUGCACCUCAGACAAAUGGGUGACACUUCAUCCACUGUGCAUUCAUCUGAUGAAGGAUGUGGAAGUAGAUUACCAUUGGGAGAAGAGAUGUCAAAAGAAAUUCCAGUGCAUGAGUACAUCCUCCGGGAUCCCCUUCUCUUUGGUGACUACCGAAAUACAGUGAAUGAUGCAAAGCAUCGCUACUAUGAGGACCUCCUUGACUACGAAGCCAUAUACUUCCUCUUUCAAGAGAUCCUUGAUGAAUACCAGCAGCGGAAUCGUUUAAGAAAAUUAGAUUUGGUACUAUUCGAAGACUGCCUUGAGCAUUUAACACGACUCCAUCGACUUUUACGAAUGAAUAGGGGGCAUGCGACACUUGUGGGGCUAGAUGGGUUUGGGAGGCAGAGCAUGUGCAAAUUGGCGGCUUUUGCAGCUGAAUGUGAUUUAUUUAAGAUUGUUAUCGACCGCAACUACUCUGAGAAUACAUUCCGAAGUGAUUUAAAGCGAUUGUAUCAGCAAUUGGCCACUAAGAGCAGAAAGACCGUCUUUAUGCUCACCGAAAACGAGCUUCUUCAUGAUUCAUUUCUGGAGCAUAUUCACAAUAUCCUCACAACUGGCACAGUGCCAACGUUGUUUACUGAUGACGAAAAGAAUGCUCUAAUUGGAAAUCAUCAACAAGUUGACCAGCAGUUUGAUUACCAACAAAUUCGCCGAGAUCUAUGGUCAAAAUUCUUGGAUGGAUGCAUGGAUAAUUUGCAUAUCGUCCUUUGCAUAUCACCUGUGGGCGAUAGCUUCCGACGUCGAUGCAGAUAUUUUCCCAGCCUAAUUGGUGAGACAACAAUCAAUUGGAUUUUUCCUUGGCCCGAGCAAGCUCUCUUCACCGUUGCACGGGUUUUCCUUGCAGAGCAUCCCCAGAUACCGGAAAUUCACAGGGAGAAUAUUAUAUGCCAUGUUGUGCAUGUUCAAAAAACAAUUGUGCAUUAUGCGAAAGAGUUUCUUAAGAAAUUUCAACGAAGAUUCUACGUUACUCCGAAGCAUUAUUUGAAUUUUUUACACAUGUUCCUCAAUCUAAUUGAAAAAUAUCAAUCUUCAAUGUCGACUCAGCACAAUAAACUUCUCGAAGGUAUAAAUAGAGUAACAGAAGCUGUUGAGCAAAUAGACCAAUUGAAAAUUAUGGUAGAAGAGCAACAGAGGAAUGUUGUAGAUUCAGAGGAGAAGUGUGCAUCGAUGUUGAACAAUAUCGAAAAUUUGCGAGAGAAGAUAAAUUUGAAGCAAACUGAAAUAUCAUUGAAAUCAAUUGAUGUGAAAGAAAGGACAAAACAAAUUGAAUUGGAAAAAACAACAGCAGAAGAAGUUUUAAUGGCUGCAAUUCCAUUACUGGAGAAGGCACGUCUAGCCCUUGGUGAUCUUGAGAAAUCUGAUAUAACGGAAAUCAGGAGUUUUGCCACGCCGCCGGAAGCUAUUCAGGUGCUCUGCGAGUGUCUUUUAAUAUUGAAAGGCGCCAAAGAUGUUUCUUGGAAGGCAGCCAGGACUGUUAUGGCUGAGGCAGACUUCUUGAAGAAUUUGCAGGAGAUGAAUUGUGACACAAUUACUCAGAAACAAUUGACAGCAGUGAAAAAUCACAUGAAGAAAACGACAAAAAUGGAAGAUAUGAAGGCCAUAUCGAAGACGGGAUAUGGAUUACUCAUGUUCCUCAAGGCGGUAAUCCAAUACUGUGAAAUGGUGAGGGAGGUGAAACCCGUGCAGGAAAGAGUGAAGAAAUUGGAACAGGAGCUCUGUGAUGAAGUAGCAUUGGUAAAUGGAAUGAAUGAAGAAGUUAAAUCAACGCAAGACGAAUUGUCCAAUUACUCAGUUGAAUAUCAGAAACUAAUCGAAGAGAAGCAAGUGCUGCAGGAGAUGUUGGAGCAGGCAGAAAGACGAUUAUUCACGUCUGAUAGGAUGAUGAUCGGCUUAAAGUCUCAGCUGGAGAAAUGGUCAAGUGAUUUAAAUAAGUUAGAAGUGGAUAAACCGAAAGUUGUUGGCAAUUGUUUGCUCUCAGCGUCUUUUUUGUCCUACGCCGGACCCUUUUCCUCCAACUUUCGACAAUCCAUUGUGUAUGACGAUUGGUAUUUGGAUAUUCUUGCCAAGGAGAUUCCCAUCGAUACCCCAUUUAAAAUCCAAAAUGUCCUCUUAACGGACGAUAGUGAUAUAAUUUUAUGGUCAAAAGAUGGUCUACCAAAUGAUGAUUUUUCCCAGGAAAAUGCAAUUCUCACCCUCUAUUCAAUGCACUUUCCAUUGUGUAUUGACCCACAGCAACAAGCGUUAGAGUGGAUAAAGUCCAUGGAGGAGAAAAAUGAUGUGAAAGUCACAAAUUUUAGUGACACAAACUUUCUACGGGAGCUCGAGAGUGCCAUUGAAUGUGGACGCCCAAUUGUAUUCGAGGACAUCGAUGACUAUGUGGAUUUGAUAAUUGAAAAUGUCCUCGUGAAGAAUGUUAUUGUGCACGAGGAUGGACAUCAAUUUGUUAUGGUGGGUGACCAUCGAGUGUCUUUCAAUGCUAACUUUCGACUCUAUCUCGUGACAAAAAUGUCCAAUCCGCAUUUGUCCUCCGUGAUCUUUAGUCAGGCAAGUGUUAUCAAUUUCACAUUGACCCAUAGUGGAUUAGAGGAUAAACUCCUUACGAUAGCUGUGGGUAUGGAGAGGCCAGAUGUUGAGGUGGAACGAAAUCAAUUGGGCAUGGAGAUUGUGGCAAAGAGGCAAAUGCUGAGGGAGCAGGAAGUGUUCAUCCUACAUGAAUUGGCAACUACAAUUGGGAAUAUUCUUGACAAUAUUGCCCUUAUCUCAACAUUGGAAAUGUCUAAUGCCAAAUAUGAAGACAUAUGCCAGCAUCUCAGUGAUGCCUCCCAGAAGAUACUGGACAAUGAUAGUGUGCGCAACCUCUAUCGGGAUAUUGCAUGCUACGGUGCAUGCGUUUACCUAGCUAUAGCUGAUAUGGCACAAGUAAAUGUAAUCUAUCAGUAUUCAUGGGCGUCUUUCAUCACCCACUUUCAAGAGACACUCACAAGUGUCACUGAGAGAGAUACCCUAGAGAUGAGAGCCACCACGAUCAAGUACACCCUCCUGAAGAACAUAUAUAAUUGGUGCACUGUUGGGAUUUUCCAGCGCGAUCAAUUGCUCUUUACAUUCGGCAUAGUCCUCAAAUUGGGCGUUCAAUGUGGUGAUUUGCAUCAACGCGAAAUUGAUUUUCUUCUCGGUGGCUCAUCCAUGAAUACCAUUGAGGUGGAUGCUGGCAGCGCUGAUGCCAGAGGCGAUGAACCAUUGCCACAAUUAAAAUUCAUGACAAAAAGAGGAAUGGAUGAUGCUCGUAAAUUGGUAAAAGAAUUUCCUGAUAAAUUCAGUGAACUUGUCGCAAGUAUUGAAAUGCAAUGCGAUUUGUGGGAAGUGUGGUGCCACUCGGAGGCACCUGAAGAUUUAUCAGUGCCACUAAUGCCACAUGUGAAUAAUUUCGAGAAACUGAUGGUACUACGCUGCUUUAGGCGAGACCGCCUGUAUCGAGCUAUUCACAAGUACGUCAUCAAUGCGUUGGGGGAGGAAUUUGUAGAGCCCACAAUAAUCAAUUAUCGCGAAAUUCUGGACGAAACAUCAUCGAGCGUGCCAGUGAUUUUUGUUAGCACCCCAGGGACAAAUCCCACGGAGGACAUUGUCAAACUCUCAUCGUCACCUGACAUGGUGCGAAUGAUCUCACUGGGUGUGGGCCAGGAGGCGAGAGCAUGGAAAUUGCUGGAAGAGUGCAUGACAACUGGGCAGUGGCUUUUGUACGAGAAUGCUCACAAUUUGCCAAAAUUUAUGCGACAGGUCGAGCAGUAUUUCCAUCGGUUGAGGGACGUUGAUGAAAAUUUCCGGCUGUGGAUAACAAUGAGCGAAAGUGAUGUAUUCCCCACUGGACUUUUGGAGAAAUCCGUGAAAAUUGUAACUGAAAUCCCUGUGGGGCUAAAGCACAAUCUCAAAUCCACCAUCAGUCGCAUUGACUUUGCAGCACUCGAAGCAUUUGACCAUCCCGCCCUAAAGCCCCUCGUCUUUGUCCUUACAUUUUUUCAUGGUGUCGUGCAGGAGCGCCGACGGUACGGAAAGAUUGGUUGGAACAUCCCGUAUGAAUUUAAUGACACCGACUUCAACAUUUCCCAGCAAAUCCUCUGUCUCUACCUCACUAAAGCCCUCACGUCCCGGCAAUCAAGAAUCUCCUGGGACAUUCUCAAGUGCCUCAUCGGGGACAUUGUGUACGGCGGAAGGGUGUUUGAUGAGUACGACAAUAGGGUCGUGUCGUCCUAUAUGGAUGAAUAUUUUGGUAACUUCCUCUUUGACACCUUUCAACCAUUUCAUUUUGCUGAGGAUUUCAACGUACACUACACAUUCCCUAUAUCAGCCACAAAGCAGCAAUUUAUCGACACCAUUGAUAGUUUGCCUUUGGACACUUCAGCGGAAUUUCUGGGUCUUCAUACAAAUGCCGAGAUGACGUACUACAAGAAUGCAAUUGAAAUAAUGUUGAGAAAAAUGAGAAAAUUCCAACCAAAAGAAGGUGAUGAAGAUUCAAAGGAGGUUGAAACGUCUCGAACGGAGAUAAUCCAAGACAUUGUCAGCGAUAUUUUGGGACAAAUUCCGAGACAGUACGACAUUGAAAAGGUGAGGAAGGCGUAUCAGAUUAACAUUACACCGACUGGGGUGGUUCUAAUACAGGAACUGGAGCUGUUCAACACACUCAUUCACCACAUGAAGAGGCACUUGAUGCUCAUCAAAGAGGCAAUUUCGGGCGAUGCUCAAAUGGAUGAAGUAUUAGAAGUUGUAGUGGAUGCCCUCUUCAGUGGCAGAUUACCCGAUGAAUGGAGAAGAUUUGCACCUGAAACGUGCAAGAGCCUUGGAGGGUGGAUGGAGCAUCUUCAGAAACGGAAUCAGCAAUACAAGUAUUGGUCACUUUCAGGAGAACCUCUUGUAAUGUGGCUCUCGGGGCUUCAUGUACCAAGGAGUUAUAUAACAGCACUCAUUCAGAUUGCCGCCAGGGAGAACAAUUGGCUGCUUGAACGCUCGACGACGUUCACAACCGUUACAGAUGUCCUGGUUGAUGACGACAUUGAGGAACGUCCAUUCUGCGGAUGCUACACAAGUGGUUUGUUCCUCCAGGGAGCCAGAUGGGAUGCCACACAGAAUUGCUUGGCGAAAUCCCAUCCCAAAGUUCUCAGCGAACAAUUGCCCGUGGUUCUCAUAACACCCACAGAGGAACACCGGCUGAGGUUGCAGAACAUUUUUCAGGCACCCGUCUACACGACCUCCAAUCGACGCGACAAACGCGAGCAGGGCUUUGAGUUUCAAGUGGAUUUACGGACGAGUGCUCACGAGAGUUUCUGGGUACUUCACGGAGUUUGUCUUCUACUAAAUACCGAUUAA
Messenger RNA from Lutzomyia longipalpis, 14730 nucleotides. It is a transcript of the gene Dhc98D, whose product is annotated as dynein axonemal heavy chain 10. The coding region runs from base 1 to 14730 and encodes 4909 amino acids. Gene Ontology annotation, molecular function: dynein light intermediate chain binding; dynein intermediate chain binding; minus-end-directed microtubule motor activity. Gene Ontology annotation, cellular component: dynein complex. The record is from RefSeq and is a predicted model, not a curated record. The transcript has 45 exons. Gene Ontology annotation, biological process: microtubule-based movement. Lineage: Eukaryota; Metazoa; Arthropoda; Insecta; Diptera; Psychodidae.